This is a messenger RNA of Miscanthus lutarioriparius, 2523 nucleotides long. Lineage: Eukaryota; Viridiplantae; Streptophyta; Magnoliopsida; Poales; Poaceae. The record is from the annotation of a GenBank genome assembly.
AUGGCUGCCGCGGUGGCGAUGCGAGGGGGAAGCAGUGACAGCGGAGGAUUUGAUAAGGUUCCCGGGAUGGACUCGGGGAAAUACGUGCGCUACACCCCGGAGCAAGUUGAGGUGCUCGAGCGGCUCUACAUAGAUUGCCCCAAGCCAAGCUCCUCACGGCGGCAGCAACUGCUGCGCGAGUGUCCUAUACUCUCCAACAUUGAGCCAAAGCAGAUCAAGGUCUGGUUCCAGAACCGAAGGUGCCGCGAUAAGCAGCGGAAGGAGUCAUCGCGGCUUCAAGCUGUGAACAGAAAGCUGACGGCAAUGAACAAGCUUCUUAUGGAAGAGAAUGAGCGUCUUCAGAAGCAAGUUUCUCAGUUGGUUCAUGAAAAUGCACACAUGCGGCAGCAGCUGCAGAAUACUUCAUUGGCCAAUGAUACAAGCUGUGAAUCAAAUGUCACUACCCCUCCAAACCCAAUAAGGGAUGCAAGUAACCCUUCUGGACUCCUUGCGAUUGCAGAGGAGACCUUCACAGAGUUCCUCUCAAAGGCUACUGGGACAGCUAUUGAUUGGGUCCAGAUGCCUGGGAUGAAGCCUGGUCCGGAUUCGGUUGGUAUCGUGGCCAUUUCGCAUGGUUGCCGUGGCGUUGCUGCCCGCGCCUGUGGUUUGGUGAAUCUAGAACCAACAAAAGUCAUAGAGAUCUUGAAAGAUCGUCCCUCUUGGUUCCGUGAUUGUCGAAGUCUUGAAGUGUUUACAAUGUUUCCAGCUGGAAAUGGGGGAACAGUUGAACUUAUCUACAUGCAGAUGUAUGCCCCAACAACUUUAGUCCCUGCACGUGAUUUUUGGACGUUACGAUACACGACAACAAUGGAAGAUGGUAGCCUUGUGGUCUGUGAGAGAUCCUUGAGUGGUUCUGGAGGCGGUCCAAAUACAGCCUCUGCACAGCAAUUUGUUAGGGCUGAGAUGCUUCCAAGUGGGUAUUUAGUUCGCCCAUGCGAAGGUGGAGGUUCGAUUGUGCAUAUAGUGGACCAUCUAGAUCUCGAGGCAUGGAGUGUUCCUGAAGUGCUUCGACCGCUGUAUGAGUCUUCUAGAGUAGUUGCUCAGAAAAUGACUACUGUGGCACUGCGCCACCUUAGACAAAUUGCUCAAGAAACAAGUGGAGAAGUAGUGUACGCCUUGGGAAGGCAACCUGCAGUCCUACGGACCUUUAGUCAAAGACUAAGCAGGGGGUUUAAUGAUGCCAUUAGCGGUUUCAAUGAUGGUGGCUGGUCUGUAAUGGGGGGAGAUGGCAUUGAAGACGUUGUUGUUGCUUGCAACUCAACCAAGAAAAUUAGGAAUAACAGCAAUUCUGGGAUUACAUUUGGAGCCCCUGGAGGCAUUAUUUGUGCGAAGGCAUCCAUGUUACUGCAGAGCGUCCCACCGGCAGUACUGGUCCGAUUUUUGAGGGAGCAUAGAUCUGAAUGGGCCGAUUACAAUAUUGAUGCAUUUUUGGCUUCAUCACUGAAGACCAGUGUGUGCUCACUUCCUGGGUUGCGACCCAUGAGAAUUUCUGGGGGGCAGAUGAUCAUGCCACUUGCUCACACAGUGGAGAACGAGGAGAUUCUUGAAGUUGUCCGCCUUGAAGGGCAGCCUCUUACUCAUGAUGAAGCUCUUCUUUCAAGGGACAUCCACCUUCUCCAGCUUUGCUCUGGAAUAGAUGAGAAAUCUGUGGGUUCCUCCUUCCAGCUUGUGUUUGCACCAAUUGAUGAGCAUUUUCCGGAUGAUGCUCCAUUGAUUUCUUCUGGCUUUCGUGUCAUACCACUUGAUAUGAAAACAGAUGGUGUAUCCUCUGGUAGGACGCUAGAUUUGGCAUCUAGUCUUGAUGUGCGUUCUGCUGCACCCCAAGCCUCAGGGGAUGCAUCUCCAGAUGACUGUAAUUUGAGAUCUGUGCUGACAAUCGCCUUUCAAUUCCCUUAUGAGAUGCACCUUCAGGACAGCGUUGCAAUUAUGGCCCGUCAAUAUGUUCGCAGUGUUGUUUCUGCUGUGCAAAGAGUGUCAAUGGCUAUAUCUCCCUCCCAAUCUGGUCUAAGUGCUGGGCAGAGGAUGCUUUCUGGCUUCCCUGAAGCUGCCACACUUGCUAGAUGGGUUUGCCAGAGUUAUCACUACCAUCUAGGUGUGGAAUUACUUAAUCAAUCAGAUGAAGCUGGUGAAGCAUUGUUGAAAAUGCUCUGGCAUCAUCCAGACGCUGUUCUGUGCUGCUCUUUUAAGGAGAAACCUAUGUUUACGUUUGCAAACAAGGCAGGGCUUGACAUGUUAGAAACAUCUCUUAUUGCCCUGCAAGACCUGACGCUAGACAAGAUCUUCGACGAGUCAGGAAGGAACGCAAUAUUCUCAGAUAUCUCAAAACUAAUGGAACAGGGCUACGCGUACCUGCCGUCGGGCGUGUGCAUGUCAGGAAUGGGUCGCCAUGUUUCUUUCGACCAAGCUGUAGCGUGGAAGGUGCUCGGCGAGGACAGCAACGUCCACUGCCUGGCGUUCUGCUUUGUCAACUGGUCCUUCGUGUGA